Messenger RNA from Didymella exigua CBS 183.55, 1218 nucleotides. RefSeq lists its product as uncharacterized. The transcript has a single exon. Gene Ontology annotation, molecular function: malate transmembrane transporter activity. Gene Ontology annotation, biological process: malate transmembrane transport. Gene Ontology annotation, cellular component: membrane. The record is from RefSeq and is a predicted model, not a curated record. The coding region runs from base 1 to 1218 and encodes 405 amino acids. Lineage: Eukaryota; Fungi; Ascomycota; Dothideomycetes; Pleosporales; Didymellaceae.
AUGCCAGAAUACACGCCUCUCCUCGGUCGGUCGCGCAAUGGCAACAGCAGAAAUGCUAUACCAUGGAGCAAACGACUACACCACUUCACAUGGGCGAACUUCGAAGUCACUAUGUCGACUGGCGCUCUAGCAACGCUAAUCGGCCAGCAGCCCUACGAGUUUCCCGGAAAUGUUGCAAUUGGCUCGUUCUUCGCGGUGUUCAACAUCAUCCUGUUCGUCACAUUCACCGGGUUGAUUGCAUACCGUUUCAGCUCCGUCCGAGGCAGUCUGGCAAAGAGUCUCCACCAUCCCCAUGAGAGCUUCUUCUUCGGUGCCUACUUUGUGAGCCUUGCGCUCAUCCUGUACUGCGCCGAUUUGUACCUAGUCCCGUUGUGCGGUGACUGGCUGCUCAAAGCAAUUGAGACGCUGUACUGGACAUACGCUGGCGUUUGCAUGCUCUUCACAGUGUUCCAAUACCAUGUCAUCUUCGACCGUGUGAAGCUACCAGUCACUCACGCGCUGCCAGCAUGGAUCCUGCCCGUCUACCCAUUCCUGAUGCUCGGCGUGGUGGGCAGCGCCAUACUGAAAAACCAGCCUGCGACAGUUGGCCUUCCCAUCUUCAUCGGCAGCAUCGCCUUUCAAGGCCUGGGCUUCACAGUUGCAUACUUCUUCCUGACGAUCUACGUCACACGCCUCGUCAACAGCAACCUCCCCGAUCCACCAAAGCGGCCAGCAAUGUACGUCGCCGUCGGACCGGCAGCGUAUACAGUCAACACAUUCGUGGCGCUCGGCAUGCAAGCGCCGAAGCACAUCCCAGAGGGCUUUUUGGGAAUCGACAGUAUCCCCAUUGGCGAUGUGUUCAAGGUCAUGGCUGUCGCUAUCGGCGUGUUCCUGUGGCUUGUGUCGUUCUUCUUCAGCGCGCUGAGCACCGUCAGCGUGCUGAUUUCUGCGAAGGACUCGCACUUCACGCUCAACUGGUGGGCGUUCAUUUUCCCGAACGUGGGCUUGGUCGUUGGACUCCUGCAGCUCGGAGAAGCCCUCGAUCUCCCCAGUGUGCAGAAGAUUUGCACAGGUGCGACCGCCGUGCUCACAUUGCUUUGGAUAUUCUGCGCCAUCAUGCAUGUUCGCGCGCUGUCGAGGAAAGAAGUGUUGUGGCCAGGCCAGGACGAGGAUAUGGAGGAUAUGGAUGGCAACCCAGAGGACAUGGAUGGCGAGGAUGAGAGUGAUGAUGGGGCGUGA